Calliphora vicina (urban bluebottle blowfly) is the source of this 1671-nucleotide messenger RNA. Its product is annotated as probable cytochrome P450 28d1. The coding region runs from base 31 to 1575 and encodes 514 amino acids. The transcript has 8 exons. The record is from RefSeq and is a predicted model, not a curated record. Lineage: Eukaryota; Metazoa; Arthropoda; Insecta; Diptera; Calliphoridae. Gene Ontology annotation, molecular function: iron ion binding; oxidoreductase activity, acting on paired donors, with incorporation or reduction of molecular oxygen; monooxygenase activity.
CAAUUUAAGUGAAGCAUUUAACAUAGAAAUAUGUACGGAUUAUUACAGUUUAUUUUGCUUAUAGUCAGUUUAAUUUUAAGCGUAAUUUUGGGACUUUAUGUGUAUUUAACAUGGCAUUUCGAUUAUUGGGUUAAACGAAAAAUUCCUGGACCCAAGCCCAGGGUAUUGUGUGGUACUUUUCCGGGUACAAUAGAUGGUAAAAGGAAUUUUAUAUAUGAUUUGGAUGAAAUUUAUAGACAGUUUAAAAACAAAUCAAAUUUUGUGGGUGUUUUUAUGACUAGAAGUCCCCAGAUCAUGAUCAUUGAUCCGGAAUUGUGUAAAGAGAUUUUAAUAACAAAUUUCAAGUGUUUUCAAGAAAAUGAAUCUUCUAUACGGACGGAUCGCAUUAGAGAACCCAUAUCGGGUAGUAAUCCCUUUGUUUUACCCUUCGAUGAGUGGAAAGUUAAAAGGGCUGAAAUUGUACCAGGAGUAACCUCAUCUAAGAUAAAAGGCAUGUUCCCGAUUAUUAAUAGUAUUUGUACUAAAUUUAAACAAUACUUGAAAACUGGGAUACAAAAUGGUAUCACGACCAUUGACGCCAAAGAGGUGGCCUUAAAAUACACAGGAGAUGUGGUGGCCGAUUUAGUAUGGGGCAUAGAUGCCGACAAUUUGUCAACUAGCCAAGACGUUUCACAGCAUAAAACCUCCAUAUACCAUAUGUCUAAAGUGAUGAUUAACCAAAAUUUCCAUGCUUUCAACUACUAUUUCCUGGCUAGAAUAUUUCCCAUCAUAAGACGCUUCUACUAUGUGCGCUUCUUUCCAGAGUUAACAGAUCGUUACUUUAUGAAACUUUCCCAUUCUGCUGUAGAGCUACGCCAGGCUCAAAAAAAUAAUUCCAGACAAGAUUUUCUGCAAUAUAUGGUAGAGUUGAAAAACAAAAAAAACAUCUCAGAUACACAAUUAACGGCUCACAAUUUAACUUUUCUGUUUGAUGGUUUUGAGACAUCGGCCACUUUAAUCAGUCAUUGUUUGUUGUUGCUGGCCCGUUAUCCUUUAGCCCAGCAAAAGUUAAGGCAGGAGCUGCAGGAACAUUUUGCCUUACACUCAAGUUUAAAUUUUGAUGAUUUGAUAAAACUUCCCUAUUUGGAACAAUGUGUAGCAGAAACUCUACGUAUUUUUACUCCUUUACCGUUUAUGGCCAAAGUCUGCACACAACCUUGUGAAUUUGCAAACAAUGAUGGUGUUUCCCUUCAAAUACAACCUGGAGAUAUUUGUCUCAUUUCCCUGCACUCCAUGCAUCAUGACGAAGAGUUUUUCCCCCAACCGGAGGAGUUUAUGCCAGAACGUUUUGCCGAGGAGCAUGGUGGCACAAAGAAGUACAAAGACAUGGGUGUUUACUUGCCAUUUGGCGAUGGUCCAAGGAUAUGUUUAGGUAUGAAAUUUGCUUUAACUCAAGCCAAAGCAGCCAUUGUGGAGGUAAUUAAACAUUUUGAAUUAACGGUUAAUGAAAGAACGCGCAAAGAUAAUUAUCAGUCUGCUGAUUCCUUUAUGAGUGGUUUGGAUGGUGGCAUAUUCCUUGAUGUGAAAGAGUUAUAAAAUGACAAAACGGUGGUAAAAUGUUUAAUUAAAUGAAGCUUAUUAUAAAGAAUAGAAUAAAAAAAAAUGUUGGCAAAGAUGCCAACGAAACUGAAA